AUGAAGUGUGUCACGUAUGCAGAUACACUCCACUCACUGGGCAUUUUGAGAGCACUUGUACAGGAAAGGUCUGGUGUUUUGGAGUGGUGCCUCGAAACUCCUAAUCGAUAUCGAAAGGGAAUGGCGGAAUCGAGAUUGUAUUGGCUAAUCUGCGUAGAAGGCGAAGAUCGGUUUGGGAUCAACAAAGUUGAGCCAGAAGGCUUGACUUUACCUAUAUCGACAAUACUAUUUCUGGGAGCAAUACGAGGCCAUUCACGUACAGCCUAA
Messenger RNA from Serpula lacrymans var. lacrymans S7.9, 267 nucleotides. RefSeq lists its product as uncharacterized. The record is from RefSeq and is a predicted model, not a curated record. The transcript is spliced from 2 exons. Lineage: Eukaryota; Fungi; Basidiomycota; Agaricomycetes; Boletales; Serpulaceae. The coding region runs from base 1 to 267 and encodes 88 amino acids.